AUGGCUGAAUCAUUCGAUAUAAAGAAUUCUGAUAAAACGGUUUUGUAUGCAUUUCGUUUUGGAACAUCUGAUAAACUUGUACAUCUCACACAACAAGAACUUAAUCGUAUUCCUUACUUAUUUAAUCUUGUCGUACAUAAAGAUGAUUUUUCAUCAGCUCAAAACGAAAAUGGUGAAUAUGUAUUGAAUCAUCCAAUUGAAUAUACGUGGUUCAUGGCAAUUUUUCAUUCAAUCACUUCCGAACAACCGUACACAUUAUUUGAUGAACUACCAGAACAUGAUUAUAUUUUGGAUGUACUUGACCUAUCUGACUAUCUUGGCAUUGAUUCGUUUCCUCUACCUUUUCUAAAAGACAAAACUUUACUACUAUCAAAUUCAAUCGAAAUUGAUACCACUAAAAAACAUAUCAAAUAUCAUAAAGCAACUAUCUCAGAAGCACGUCAGACAGCUGCAGAGUUCAUUAUAGCUCUUAGUAAAAAUGAAUACGAUUUAAAUGAUUUGGACACACGAAAUAAUAUUGUUUUUUUGAUCGAAAUCAUUCUCUCUAGUGCAGCUGUUUUUAAAUCACGAUUUCGUCACCACACUGUAAAAGUAGCAAAAGAAUGUUGUUAUUCAUUCUUUUCUCAACAGCAAAAACGUCUACUACUUACUGCUCAACGAAUUGCUAAGUAUCAAAAGAUCGAGUCCUCCAUGUAUUUAUGCAACGAUGAUAAACCUCUUCCGGACAAUUUCUCGAAUACGUUCUCUUGGAGAGGUGUUUAUGUGUUAAAAGAAGACGAACGCAGUGAUCUUCUAUCGACAAGUUCGAAAGACACAUCCUUAUAUAAUUUAUUUCAAAGGAUUGGUGAAAUUUAUGACUGGCAAAAUAUAAUGAGCUCGUAUGAGAUUCCAAUUUUGUCAUUUCCAAGGAUGCAAUUCUUUUCAGCACGACGGUCAUAUCGUCGACGAAAUUUUCGGUAUAUUUAUUCUUAUGAAGAGUCAUCCAUCAACGAAAACGAGGAAAAUCGAAAGAAAAAUGAAGCACGAGAAGCUCGAUCAGGGCAUUUCAAUACAUUACCUACACGACCUAAAGUCGACAAAUUCAAACAUCAAUUUGGUUUAAAAACUCAACAAUAUCGAUAA
Molecule: messenger RNA, 1122 nt
Organism: Rotaria sp. Silwood2
Lineage: Eukaryota; Metazoa; Rotifera; Eurotatoria; Philodinida; Philodinidae
Source: the annotation of a GenBank genome assembly